AUGGAUCCAGCUUUAUUUACACAAUUGUGUGAAGACUUGCAAUCAAAAUAUGGAUUACAACCAAGUAGAAGAAUGACAGUUGUAGAGAAGGUGGACAUAUUUAUGUAUACACUUGCUAUGGGUGCUUCUAAUAGAGAUGUUAGAGAGCGAUUUCAGCAUUAUGGAGAGACCAUUAGUAGAGCAUUUCAUGAGGUUUUAGAAGCAAUUAGCGGUAAAAGUAGGGGCUACCAAGGCCUAGCACGUGAUAUCAUAAGACCAAAGGAUUCAACUUUUCAGUUUGUACCACCUCAUAUUGCUAAUUACGAGCGAUACAUGCCUUAUUUCAAGGGGUGUGUGUGUGAUUGUAUUGGAUGCAUUGAUGGUGCUCAUAUAGCUGCAUGUAUUCCUGAGGCAGAGCAAAUGCGAUAUAGGGGUAGAAAAGGAAUCCCCACAUUCAAUGUCAUGACUAGUUGUGACUUUGAUAUGUGUUUCACAUUUAUAUCAGUUGGAUGGGAGGGAUCAGCACAUGACAUACAUGUUUUUCUUCAUGCAAUCAACACAACGGCAUUAAACUUUCCAAAGCCACCAAAAGGUAGAUAUUAUUUGGUUGACAAAGGAUAUCCUGAUAAAGAAGGAUAUUUGGUGCCUUAUCCUAAGAUAAGGUAUCAUCUAUCGCAAUUUGAAAAUAAAUCUCCAACUAAUGCACAAGAAGCUUUUAACUGUGCACAUUCAUCUCUUAGAAGUUGUAUAGAAAGGUCAUUUGGAGUGUUAAAGAAACGAUGGAAAAUACUUAAUAAAAUGCCGCAAUUUAGUGUUAAGACUCAAAUUGAUGUUAUAAUAGCAGCAUUUGCAUUGCAUAACUAUAUUCGCAUCAACUCACAUGAUGAUCCAAUGUUUACCGUCCUUGACCAACAUCCAAAUUAUGUACCUCAUGAUGAUCUUUCAGAUAGUGUUGUUGAUCCUCAAGGUGGGGACAUACCAGAAGGAGAAGCAGGGAGAUCAACCAAGAUGAAGGAAAUUCGUAAUAAUAUUACUGCUUUAAUUUGGAAUAAUAGGCGAUAG
Molecule: messenger RNA, 1041 nt
Organism: Vicia villosa (hairy vetch)
Lineage: Eukaryota; Viridiplantae; Streptophyta; Magnoliopsida; Fabales; Fabaceae
Exons: 3
Coding region: 1-1041 (346 amino acids)
Source: RefSeq, a predicted model, not a curated record